This is a messenger RNA of Anoplophora glabripennis (Asian longhorned beetle), 6423 nucleotides long. Its product is annotated as myosin-VIIa. The record is from RefSeq and is a predicted model, not a curated record. Gene Ontology annotation, molecular function: ATP binding; protein binding; cytoskeletal motor activity. The coding region runs from base 60 to 6368 and encodes 2102 amino acids. The transcript is spliced from 11 exons. Gene Ontology annotation, cellular component: cytoskeleton; myosin complex. Lineage: Eukaryota; Metazoa; Arthropoda; Insecta; Coleoptera; Cerambycidae.
UAAAUGUGAUGUCAAAAAUAGUUCGUGCUAAUAAGUGAGGGCCUUUAUUUAUAUAUACCAUGGCCCAAAAACCUAGAUUGAUAGUGGGCGACUACAUUUGGGCCGAACCUGUGAAAAGGGGAGAAUUUGAUAUCCCGGUUGGAGGGAAAAUCGUAGGCAUUGAAUCAAGUAGGGUAAAAAUCGUCGAUGAUGAUGGCAUUGAACUGUACAUUUCUAACCAACAAGUACUCAAAACUAUGCAUGUAUCGUCUAUUAAUGGCGUGGAGGACAUGAUAAACUUAGGUGAUCUUCAGGAGUAUGCCAUAUUAAGGAAUUUACAUAAAAGAUAUAGAGAAAAGAAGAUAUAUACUUAUACUGGAUCUAUGUUAAUAGCAAUAAAUCCUUAUGAAGUACUGCCUAUUUAUACAAAUGCGUUGAUCAAAGAGUACCAAAACAAGAAAUUUGAAGAAUUACCGCCACACAUAUUUGCUAUUGGUGAUAAUGGUUACAAUAAUAUGAAAACUACAAAGAGGAAUCAGUGCAUUGUAAUUAGUGGAGAAAGUGGGGCAGGAAAAACGGAAAGUACUAAAUUAAUUCUUCAGUACCUAGCAUCAACCAGUGGACAACAUUCUUGGAUAGAACAACAAAUAAUCGAAGCUAAUCCCAUCUUAGAAGCUUUUGGAAAUGCUAAAACUAUAAAAAAUGAUAAUUCGUCUCGUUUUGGAAAAUAUAUCGACGUACAUUUCAGUAAAACGGGAAAUAUUGAGGGAGCAAAAAUUGAACAAUAUCUGUUGGAGAAAAGUCGCAUAGUAUCCCAAAGCGAUGGUGAAAGAAAUUAUCACAUUUUCUACAGUUUACUGACCGGACUAUCCAAAGACGAGAAAAAAAAAUUGGAUCUUGUUGAUGCUGGCUCCUAUGCUUAUCUCAGUGGGGGACGAACUUUAACUUGCCAAGGCAGAGAUGAAAAGAAAGAAUUUACAGAUAUUAUGGCUGCCUUUAAGGUACUAAAUUUUUCCGACAAGGAAAUAUCUGACAUUUUCUCGUUACUUGCAGCAAUUUUACACCUUGGAAACAUGAAGUUUAAAAGUGGAGCUGCUAAUCAUACAGAAACAUCCGAAAUAGUGGACAUUGCGCUAAACGAAAAAAUUUCGAAAUUGUUAGGUGUAAAUAAAUUCGAUUUAAGUGAAGCACUCACCAAAAAGACUAUUUUUGCACACGGUGAUCAAGUGGUAUCUCAUUUAUCAAAAGACCAAGCAUCUGAGUCAAGAAACGCUUUCGUAAAAGGAAUAUAUGGUCAACUAUUCAUUAUGAUUGUAGAAAAAAUUAAUUCCGUUAUAUCACACAGUAGAAUGUCAAAAAAUAGAAGUAUUGGAGUUUUGGAUAUAUUUGGCUUUGAAAAGUUUGACAUAAACAGUUUUGAGCAACUGUGUAUUAAUUACGCAAAUGAAAACUUGCAACAGUUUUUUGUCAACCACAUUUUUAAAAUAGAGCAGGAUUAUUAUGCUAACGAGGGGAUCAGUUGGGCAAACAUAUCAUUCGUGGAUAAUCAAGAUGUUUUGGAUUUGUUGGGAGUGAAGUCAUUAAAUAUAUUUUCUUUGAUAGAUGAAGAAUCAAAGUUUCCAAAAGGAACAGAUUUUUCUUUGUUAUCUAAAUUGCAUAAUCAACACAAUAAGAAAUCUUUAUAUCUCAAACCAAAAUCUGAUAUGACUCCCUCAUUUGGUAUUCAGCACUUUGCUGGUGAAGUUUUCUAUGAUAUACCUGGAUUCUUGGAGAAAAAUAGGGAUUCUUUUAGUCAAGAUUUGAAAAAUUUAGUAGCAAACGCUAAAAAUGAUACGUUGGCUACGGUUUUUAAAAAUGAAGUUAACCAGGACACAAAAUCUAAAAAAACGUUUACUCUUUCCUCACAGUUCCGGACAUCUCUGGAUUUGUUAAUGAAAACUUUGGGAGCGUGUCAUCCGUUUUUUGUAAGGUGUAUCAAGCCAAAUGAAGAUAAGAAACCACAGGUGUUUGACAGAAACUUAUGUACGAGGCAAUUGAGGUAUUCUGGUAUGAUGGAAACUGCUAAGAUACGUCAAGCAGGUUACCCUAUUCGAUAUACAUAUAAGGACUUUGUUGACAGAUUCAGAUUUUUGGGGAAACGCAUACAACCGUCCAGUAAAGGUGACUGCAAAGCCUCGACGGCUAAAAUAUGCACAGAAAUAUUUACAAAUGAACAAAAUUAUCAACUUGGUCACACAAAAAUAUUUUUGAAGCAUCAAGACAACGAACUUUUAGAAGAAUUAAGAAGCAAAAUUUUGGACAAGUAUAUCAAGACUAUUCAGAAGGCGAUAAAAGGAUGGAUUUACAGGCGGCGUUAUUUGAAACUACGUCAAGCUGCAAUAACCAUUCAGAAGUAUUUCAGAGCCCGAGGCUACCGUUCCAGAUAUUUGAUUAUAAAGAAUGGAUAUCAAAGACUUCAAGCCGCUAUUAUGUCGAGGCAGUUAACUUUCUUCUACACUAAAAUACGUAAGAACAUUGUUAAUGUUCAAGCAUUGUGUAGAGGUUAUUUAGUGAGACACAAAAACCAAUUUGGGCUUAUAUAUUCAAUUAUCAAGCAGAGGAAAUUUGACGAGGAAGAGCUUAGGAAGAAAGGAAACAAAAACUAUAAAGUAGAUGCCGAGAGAAUGAUGCAACAACGUCUUACAGAAUGUAAUCGGGAAUAUGUAGCUAAAUUGAAUGCCAUCGAAGAAGAAAACAAGAGGGCUGAAAAAGUGAUUGAUGAAGUCUUCGAUUUUUUACCUCCAAAUACACCUUCACCUUUAGAAAAUAAAGUAAACCUAAUGAACAGAGAAAAUAGUAUUAUAAUGCGAACUGGAUCUAUAAAUUCUGACGACAGUGACAUGCAAGAAUACAGCUUCCGAAAGUACGCCGCUACAUACUUCGCUAAAAGUGCCAAUUAUCAAUAUUCUAAAAAGCCUUUAAAGGACUCUCUACAUUAUCUACCUACUCCCGAUGAUGUCAUUGCAGCACAGGCACUGUGGUUAACAAUAUUGAGAUUUAUGGGUGAUUACCCAGAACCUAAAUUUGACAACCCUGUAAAAGACAACGAGUCCAUUAUGACAAAAGUUUCGCUAACUUUAACUAGGAGUUUCACUAAUAGAAAGGAAUAUCAAGAGAUUAUAAUGCACGAAAAGAGAUCAUUGAAAAAAUCUGAAAGGCAAAAGAUGAUAAGUAUGACGUUGAAACGAAAAAAUAAACUAUUAGAGGAUGUGAGAAAAGGUUUGGUGGAAGACACUUAUGCAGCAGAUAGUUAUAACGACUGGUUACAUAAUCGCAGGACCAAUAAUCUGGAAAAAUUACAUUUUAUUAUAGGUCAUGGUAUAUUGCGUCCAGAAUUAAGAGAUGAAAUAUUUGCAAUGUUGUGUAAACAGUUAACCAAUAAUUACACAAAAUCUUCCUACGCGCGUGGAUGGAUUUUAAUGUCAUUGUGCGUUGGUUGCUUCCCACCUUCCGAAAGGUUCAUUAACUACUUGAGAGCCUUUAUUCGAUCUGGCCCUCCAGGCUAUGCGCCAUAUUGCGAAGGAAGACUGAAUCGUACUUUCCAAAAUGGGGCACGUACGCAACCUCCUAGCUGGUUGGAGUUAAUGGCGACAAAAAAUAAGGAUCCGAUAAACCUCGAAAUUACUUUAAUGGAUGGCACAAUUCAGACAGUGGAGGUGGAUUCUGCUACUACUUCUGAGGAAAUUGUUAUUCAGAUAGCAUCUACUUUAAGUCUUAAAGAUGUGUUUGGAUUCUCACUGUUUAUAACACUUUAUGACAAAGUAAUGUCUCUGGGAAGCGAAAAUGAUCAUGUAAUGGACGCUAUUUCACAAUGCGAGCAAUAUGCUAAAGAACAGGGCCAGCAUGAACGAAACUGUCCUUGGAGAUUAUUUUUACGCAAGGAAAUGUUUACGCCUUGGCACGAUCCCGCUGAAGAUUCAGUGGCUACUAAUCUCAUUUACCACCAAAUUAUAAGAGGCAUUAAGGCUGGAGAAUAUCGUUUUAAUGUCGAAGCUGAUAUAACAUCAUUAAUUGCUACACAAUAUUACAUAGAAAAUGGUCCACAAAUAAACAAAAAUGUUCUUCAUACAAGAAUUGGAGAGUAUAUGCCCACCUAUUUAGUAAAACAGCUACAAAACAAUUUAGAUGAAUGGGAAAGUAAUAUUAUAAACGCUUUCUCCAAUCUUUUAUGUGUUAAACAACGAAUGUCAGAAACAAAAGCCAAAGAAUUCAUUGUAAAAUAUGCUAAAUCGACUUGGCCCAUACUUUUCUCCAAAUUCUAUGAAGUUAUUCAAAUUUCUGGGCCUGAACUUCCCAAAAAGACAAUGAUUAUAGCUAUAAAUGGAUCUGGAAUAUUUAUGAUAGAUGACCAAGAGCAAAUUCUCUUAGAAUUGACAUAUGCAGAUGUAUCUUUUGCAACAUAUGAACGUACGACACAAUCUACAAAGUUCAUUUUAAAUACGGUUAGAAAAGAAGAAUACGUUUUCCUUACUCUAGAUGCUCAAAACCUGUCAUCUCUUGUUCAGUACAUAAUAGAUGGUUUAAGGAAACGUUCUAUAUAUUGUGUCGCAGUUCAGGACUUCAAACAUCCAACAAAUGCGGAAUCAUUUUUGUCAUUUAAAAAGGGUGACCUUAUUACUUUAAAACAUGAUUUAAAUGGAGAAAAAUUAAUGACCACUACUUGGGGUUAUGGAGAAUGUAACAACAAAAUGGGAGAUUUCCCAACUGAAUGCAUAUAUAUUAUACCUACAUUGUCAAGACCUCCUUCAGAUAUUCUAACAGCAUUUAAGAAGGAGGGAUAUAUCGUUGAAAAAGAAUCUGCACCAAUAAUGAGUACAUUACAACGUAAUAAAUUAUACACGUUAGCACAAUAUGCGGAGGAGAACUUUAGAAGUGGGGGUAAAUUAACUAUAAGUAAAAAAUCUGUUUUACAGGCCGCUCGUAGGUCAUCAUACGAGAAACUUUGGAAAUAUACGAACGAGCCAAUUUAUCGACCAUUACUGCAAAAAUUAUUAUCAGACGAAAAAGCAAGCAAAGAAGCAUGUGAUGUAUUUACAGCAAUUUUGAAGUAUAUGGGUGAUUUGCCAGCACCCAAGGCUAAAUUCAGUAAUGAAUAUACUGAUCAAAUAUUUGGGGAAGCUUUAAAAAAUGAUUUGCUCAAAGACGAAGUGUAUUGCCAAAUUAUGAAGCAAUUAACAUUUAAUCGUUUGUCUUUAAGUGAAGAACGCGGCUGGGAAUUAAUGUAUUUGAUUACUGGUUUGUUCCUACCUAGCACUAAUUUACUUACAGAGUUACAGAAAUUCUUAAAAUCCAGGCAGCAUCCAUUCACAGAACACUGUCUUCAAAGAUUGCAAAGAACUCAGAAAGUAGGCCCAAGAAAGUUCCCACCUUAUUCCAUCGAAGUUGAAGCUAUUCAACACAAAAGCAUGGAAAUAUUCCACAAGAUAUACUUCCCUGAUGAUACUGAUGAAGCAUUUGAGGUUGACUCCAUGACAAGAGCUAUGGAUCUAUGCAAAACAAUUGGAUUAAGAUUAGGAUUGCGAUCGACAGAUGGUUUCAGCUUAUUCGUAGCCAUAUCUGAUAAAGUAUUUUCUAUGCCUGCAAAUGCAUUCUUCUAUGAUUUCUUAAGUGAACUUAUUAAUUGGAUGAGAGCUAAUAAACCAAGUUGGGGAAGCGCUGCUCCAAUUCAAGCUCAAUAUCAAGUAUUUUUCAUGAAGAAACUUUGGGUUAACACCGUUCCAGAAAAAGAUCUAAACGCUGACCACAUAUUCCAUUACCAUCAAGAAGUUCCUAAAUACCUUAAGGGUUACCACAAAUGUAGUAAGCAAGAUGCGAUUAAGUUAGCUGCACUUAUACUUAUUGCCCGGUAUGAAGAUAACAUCUCUGAUGUGCAGUCAGCAAUUCAGCAGAAUUUGAAAGAAGUAAUUCCAAUAGAUAUUAUUAGAGCAGCAAGUGCUUCCGACUGGAAAAAACUUAUUCUAGCUGAAUAUAGAAAUACUAAAUUAAAUAGUGAAGAUGCUAAAACCUUGUUCUUAAAAACUAUAUUUAAAUGGCCAACAUUCGGUUCCACAUUCUUUGAGGUCAAGCAAACUACUGAGGCGACUUAUCCUGAAAUUAUAAUUAUUGCCAUUAAUAAACGAGGAGUUAAUAUUAUUCAUCCUCAGACCAAAGAUAUUUUAGCUACGCAUGAAUAUUCGGAGUUAAGCAACUGGUCAUCAGGAAACACAUACUUCCAUCUUACUAUCGGUAAUAUUAUGAGAAAAACUAAACUUCUUUGUGAAACAUCACAAGGAUACAAAAUGGAUGAUUUAUUAACCUCAUAUACUGCAUAUCUCAGAAGUGAGAAAGAGAAAGAUAAAGUUAUUUUGUAAUAUAUUGAAUUUAUGAUUAUUGUGAAAUACAAAUAAAUAUUUUAUAGGUACUUUA